CAUGCAUGCAUAUGUGACCAUCAACGCAAUUUAACAUCAUGAUUUAUAUUAUCAUUUGUUUAAUUAAUUUAAACAUUGAAUUUUAUUCAUAACCUUGAACAAAAGUUAUACAGAACUUUAGGUCUACGUCCCUAUAGUUAUGAAUGCAACAAAUACAUAUAGGGUACAAACAUUUACACGAUCACUUUGCUUUUGUGGACAACAAACAUUGCACGUUGAUUAUUUAUUUUGAAUACCUUCUCAAGUAACUAUGCAUAUAUAGAGCAUUGAACAUAUUGCAAACAAACAAAAAUAACAUUUUGCAUAUUUUUCUAUUGUCAUAUGGAAGGAUUAAGAAAAGGAGCUUGGAGUAGAGUGGAAGAUGAACUUCUCACAAACUGUGUGAGACAACAUGGAGAAGGGACAUGGCACCUUGUGCCCAUAAGAGCAGGCUUGAACAGAUGCCGGAAAAGCUGUAGAUUGAGGUGGUUGAAUUAUUUAAAACCAACAAUCAAACGUGGAGAUUUCUCAGAUGAUGAAGUUGACAUGAUGAAAAGAUUGCAUAGACUUUUGGGAAACAGAUGGACCUUGAUUGCUGGAAGACUGUCUGGAAGAACUCCUAAUGAUGUGAAAAAUUACUGGAACACUCAUUUUCCUAAAAAGGUCUCAUCAAAUAGGAAAAAAUCUACAAAUGCAAAGGAAAAGGAAAUAAUGAAACCUCAUUUAGUGAUAAAGCCACAGCCUUGGACUUUCUCGAGUAGUAAUUCAGCCAGGUUGAAAAUGAAGUUAUUUAAUGAAGAUCAAAAUGGGCCCAACAAACAGUUCCAUAUUCAAGCUGCAUGUAAUAAUAAUAUAGAUGAUGGUAAGUGGUGGGAAGCAUUAAUGAUUGAUGAUGACAAGGGAAAGAAUCCAAAAGAUGAUGAUGGAGACGGGAUGCUAGACUUUAAUGUGGAUGAGUUUAUGGCAAAUGAUAGUAUUAUUGAAGAUCAAAGUUGGAGUGAGUUUCUUAUUGAUGUUAAUUUUUUUGAUUUUUAAGUUAUAAUGUAGUAGUUUGGAAAAAUUAUACAUAUUUUUAUAUAAUUCUUAUUAUUAUUACACAAGUAUGAAAAUAAGAAAUGCCAAAUCUCAAAUCCUUCAUAUUAAUGUAUUGGUUAAUUUGAACUCUCAA
This is a messenger RNA of Vicia villosa (hairy vetch), 1147 nucleotides long. Its product is annotated as transcription factor MYB75-like. The transcript is spliced from 3 exons. The coding region runs from base 322 to 1014 and encodes 230 amino acids. Lineage: Eukaryota; Viridiplantae; Streptophyta; Magnoliopsida; Fabales; Fabaceae. The record is from RefSeq and is a predicted model, not a curated record.